CAUAGAGUUCGUCACGUGUCACUGCUGUCAUGUCUUCUUACGUAAAACACAGACAGUGCUUUACGACAUUACUGAUCAUCAGUGCUAUAUUGGUUAUGGGUAACAUCACUAAAUUAAACGCAAGUCCGACAGAGAGGCAGCUUUACUACGAAGUUAUUAAACCAGCAGUUUCUUUAGAUACAGGACCAGGAAAUAUGCAGCAAAAUAUGUACGACGUUCCGCGCAAGAGGGCGGCCAUAGCAUUCGACAAGCUCAUGUACGCGCUGAAGAAAGCACUCGACUCGCCGGGCCAGGACCGGCCGAUGGCGCUACGCGGCCCACCAGGGAACAGAAACUUUCUCAGUACUGGGGUUGACAGACGAGGGCAACCCACAGACAAUCGACUGUACUGGCGCUGCUACUUUAACGCGGUGUCUUGCUUCUGAAUCUAAAGGAACAGCGAACUCUUAGACAACGCUUGGGGAUUUUUACUUUGGACUGCUUACUUUGACGUAAGCAGGCCAGCAAACUUCUUUAUACGCCUGAGUGAAAGACGCGGACUGAGCGAGUGAGGAGAGGAGUCAAGGUGUUAUGAGAGAGAGGUGACGAAACAUGUUAUGUGACGAAGGUGACAUGCUACAUAACUGACAAAAAAUAUGAAAUAAUGAAGGUUAUAUACUAUUUACAGUAUAACGAAAAAAUAUGAUUUAACAUACUUAUCGUAUUAAGGACGUAAAGCUGUAGCACUGACGAAAUAUAUUUCUAAUAUGCAGGGUGCUAUGAUAUAGGGUGGGCGAAACAUAUUUAUCCUAUGAUGCAUGUUAAGCUAUAGCUUAUUAACCUUUAAACUAUGAAAUUAUUCUCACGGCAAGUAUGAAGACUUGAAACAGACGGCAGUAAUAUUUUAACUGUUUUGAUCUAACACUCUAAUUGUGUUUCCCCAAUAAAUCUUGUUAUUGACAUAAGAUAGAGCUCGUAGAAAUCAAAAGGUUUUAAUACAAGAGUUUACGUGAAAACUACAAUAAAGAUCUUAUAAAUUGAAGAUAUGAUGAAAUUUUGUUGAAAAAAGCAUAUCUUGAGAAUUACGAGAGCAAAAUUCACAAUGAAAUAAAUUAGUAGAGAAGAGUCGUGCAUUCAAGCAAGUUU
Molecule: messenger RNA, 1125 nt
Organism: Hyalella azteca
Lineage: Eukaryota; Metazoa; Arthropoda; Malacostraca; Amphipoda; Hyalellidae
Gene: AstCC
Exons: 3
Coding region: 30-425 (131 amino acids)
Source: RefSeq, a predicted model, not a curated record